AUGUCUUCCAACAUUAGUCCUGCUGCUGCCACCACUGCCAACCAGGCACUCAUUGCCCUUCUUGGCAGGUUGAAUGAGAUGGUUGAAGAGGUUCUCCGGUCCCGGUCAGAAGAUGAGAGGAUGAGGUUGAGCAGAGUCAUUGCAUCUCAAAUGAAUGAUGCCAUUCACUCCUACCGGACGACGGCUACCUACAUCUCCCUUCGCCUACUCUCUAUGGCAGCUGAGAUUCAUAGAGCUCAGAGGGGUGCCACGCGAUUGGUGCAAGUACCGGAUUGGACUCGCGUUGGCAACAAUGAGGACAUUUGCCGAGGACAUCCAUUAUACCCCAAGACAUUGGGUCCUCCUCCCACUCAUACAACCCCUACCUCCGCACCAGCACUUCCAUCUGGCCCUCCACCGGCCCCGGUACUACCGGCUCCCAGCACAAUCCGCAUUCCUGGCAAUGCAACAUCUGGUGCCAUCGCAGGCCCAUCAAAACCAUGUAAACGACAAUUCAGCGCGAGUCCCCCACAUCAGGUCAAGAGGGCCCAGAAGGCUAUCCCCAAGUCGAAGCCACUGUUGACAGACACCGACACUGAUGGCGAUACAGUUCACAUCAGCAAAGAUAAGCCCAAGGCGAAGGGAAAAGGAAAGGCGAAGGCGAAGGCAAGGGCAGCAUCACCGGAUAGCGAAAUCCGGCAAAUGACGAUGGAAGAUGGCGAUCAUGAUCAGGAAGUCAUUCUCCGUAAUCCCAAACCAAAUGUGGUCAAAAAGAAUUUACCUACCAUUGUCAUCACCACUAGGCCAAAGCCCCCUCCAGAUGAGAAGAAGAAGGCCACUGAUUCGGAGGAAUACGAACCGGAGGAGGAGGAGGAGGAGGAUGAAGACGAUGCAAUUGCGCCUUCUGGGACACGGUCCAAGUCCGGUACAGAUCAUACCAAAACAGCCAAGGACAAGGCAAAGACCAGGGGCAAGCGUCCACAGCCGUCAUCGAAACUCAGUGUCCCAGUCCUAUUCCUGGAGGAACCGGAUGUCGAUGUUGAUAUGCCUGAUGCCCCUGCACUCACCGGCACCGGUCAUCCUGGCACUGCUACAGAUGCAACCCCUGAGCCGCAGGAUGACACCACCCUGCCCCCAGCACCAUUUAUAGAGACACCAGAUGACAUCCGGUACUCGCCGGUCUAUCCUUCUCAUACUCGAAGACCCGCCUCUCCUGUCGACAUUUCUGUACCUCGUCAGACUCCCCAGCCCCGUUCUUUGACCAAUGUGGAGAUGGAUGCCCUCCUGGCACAAAUUCAGAUCGACAUGGAUCAGCUCCGGACACGUGACGACAUUAUUCAUGACGAGCUGUCCCAUCGUAUCGACCAGCUGCAAGCCAGCUUUACAAACGAAUUUGCCUCCCAGAAGGGAGUGGUAGAUCAGUUGACCUUUCAGCAGCCUGGUUCAACUCCACCAGCAUUCAAUCCGCCACCCAUUGUCAUCCCCGAUACCCCCACAUUCCCUGACUUUGGCUCAAUCAGUGCCUUGGGUCAUGCCAUCACCAACAAUGUCUUCACUCCGGAUGUGUUUUCGACCAACACGUGUCCUGUCGGAGAUGGCUCACCAGUCACCAGGCAUGAGCAGGUACCAACACCCUCCACGUCUACCAUCAACCCUGUCCCCACCAUGGGGGAAUCCGGUCCACACAGUCAUCCGGUUAGUGCACUUCCAGUACCGGCCCCUACUGUCACAAUGGCAUCUAUGCCCUCCAAUACUACCCUUCGCACCAUGCUCACCGGGCCACCACAUCUGCUGGAAGAUGGUCAGUCCCUUUCGGCUCCUUUGCCGACCUGGUCAUUUGCACCUCAAUCACGGCAACAAGGUCGGUCGCUACCGGAUCAUAGGCCAGUGAGAUUAUUGAUGCACCUGCCGGAUGAUAAUAUGACCGGAUCUCCGGUGUAUAUCAUUCGUCUGGCUCGGUCGUUUCCAUUUUACACCGGAUUCGCUAUUCGAGUAAUUCCUCCCAUCCGUAUGCUUCGGGUACACAAAUUCACUCAGCCCACUCAUAUGGUCGGCCCAUCCAUUUACCUUGGGUACACACAUCCGGCCGGCCCACUCGUCUCCAAUCCCAUCCGUGUGUCUUGGGUACACACAUUCACCCGGCCCACUCAUAUAUCAUGGUACAAUUAUGUCCAUGGGCCCACAUGGGAUGGCCUGUUCCCAACAGUACAUUGUCACACUCGGCUGUCCAUCUGA
Molecule: messenger RNA, 2214 nt
Organism: Suillus discolor
Lineage: Eukaryota; Fungi; Basidiomycota; Agaricomycetes; Boletales; Suillaceae
Exons: 11
Coding region: 1-2214 (737 amino acids)
Source: RefSeq, a predicted model, not a curated record